Molecule: messenger RNA, 3388 nt
Organism: Pelmatolapia mariae (spotted tilapia)
Lineage: Eukaryota; Metazoa; Chordata; Actinopteri; Cichliformes; Cichlidae
Gene: arhgap11a
Product: Rho GTPase activating protein 11A
Exons: 11
Coding region: 195-3065 (956 amino acids)
Biological process (GO): signal transduction
Source: RefSeq, a predicted model, not a curated record
UCAACGGUUGUGUUGCUACAGAGCUUUAUGGACGCUUAAUAUUCACGCUGAGCAUGAGUUAUCGUCCGGAGGUCUUGGGAAAUUAACAAAGUCGAAGAGGCUGCGGUCAGGCCUGAACUGUUAGAGCUGUGAGUGCAAGUUUGCUGUGGCAGAGAUAAGUGAUCAGUGCAACAUUUCGAGGUACGUUUGCAAAAAUGAGAGUCAUGGAGAAAAAUGUGAUGCGUCUAGUGGCCGUGCAGCACCUCCGCUCAGGGUACGGGAUUAAAACAAAGAACUGGAACAAAAACAAAGCGGCCAGCUGCAAGUCAGCAGCCAGCAAGUCGACAAAGGUUUUUGGUAUGUCCCUGGAGAAUUUGCCAUAUUACAAUAUGGAAUGUGGGAGUGUUCCAAGUUUUCUGGUUGAUGCGUGCAUGAGGCUGCUAGCACAGAUUGACACAGAGGGCCUGUUCAGAAAAUCGGGCUCUGUUGUUCGUCUGAAAGCACUCAGGGCAAAAUUGGAUUUGGGUGAAGAGUGCCUAUCUACUGCUCUUCCCUGCGAUGUGGCGGGUCUGGUGAAGCAGUUUUUCCGUGAGUUACCGGAGCCCGUGCUUCCCACAGAGCUGCAGGAAGCCUUCCUCAAGGCUCAGCAGCUCCCAAAUGAGGAGGAGAGGAACUCUGCCACCAUGUUGCUGUCUUGUGUUUUGCCAGAUAGGAACUUGUGUGUGCUGCGUUAUUUUUUUGACUUUCUUUACAAUGUAUCUAAAAGGAGUGCAGAGAAUAAGAUGGAUAGCAGUAACUUGUCUGUAAUCUUGGCACCCAACCUCCUUCACUCCAGUGAUGGCACAGAGAAGAUGAACGCCAACACUGAGAAACGCCUCAAACUGCAGGCCGCUGUAGUCCAGUGUUUCAUAGAGAAUGCUCACAGCUUUGGUGUGUUACCAAAGUUUCUUCAAGACAAAGUUCCUGCCAUGAUGGGCUGUGAGGCAGGGGUUCUGUCGCCUGCUCAUGAUGAACUAGAAGAGCCGGAGCUGAACUCAGGAAUGAAGAGGAAAAGCAGGCGCAGCUUGGGUGUCUUUUCUUCUGCAACUCCUGUGAUUUCAACACCAGCCUCCAAGCGAAAACUUCCUCUGGAGUCUGGCAGCUCUUUUGGCUUUUCAAACAAGAAACGUAGAUCUGUCAAAAAGAACCUUGGGAUAGAAUUGCUUCCUAAUAUUUUGUUCAACGGGCCCUCCACACCUGGAUCAGCCUGCAGUACUUCGGGGGUGCUGGAUUCUUCCCAAAAUGUCCUGUCGUCAGCAGGGAGGUCUAGAAGGCAACCGACCACAUCUGCAAGGAAGAAGAGCCGACGACUCAGCAGCAGACACCUUAUCAACAGAGUUGAGUCUGGAAAGGCUGGUUGCUUUUCUCCUAAAAUAAGCAAAAAAGAAGCUCCGCACAAGUCCCUGCGCUUGCGUUUUAGCCUCGGGGGGAAGAGCAGCAAAGACGCUGCUUCUGAGUCCAUUGGUUUGCGACUUGCCAAACAGGAGAGCGCCACCAGUUUCCGUUUCACCAAAGAGACAGAGUUCAUUCUACCAGUUCAGCCUGGAAAAACUGAAUCCAAGAGCUCCAAGUUCAUUAGUAAGUCUGAAGACAACUUGCUGACACCCAGAUGUGACUUAAAUGCCCACCGAAGCUUGUGGUGUGCAGAGACGCCCGUAGGAGCCCAGGCCUUGAGUGGCAGGUCUUUCACGGAUACUCCCAUGAACCUGUGCCUUAAAAGCAGCUACAUGUCUGAGCCCGCCAUCGUCGUGUCCAAGCCCCCAGCAGUAAGCAGCCUUCCCAUGAAGUUGUGUUGUGCUUCCAGUGCAGAGAGCCUCGAGAGCGAGAGCUCAAUCCCUGAAGCCCAGAGACAAACCGGUCCCACCCUGCUGAAAAUCAAGAAGGCCUUCUCAGAGUCUGGAAGUGAUCUCCAGGCUGUCAUACAGGAGUCCUGCAAAGCCUCAGGAGCAAGUAUUUCAAAAUCAUCCAACAUGAUCACAGCCCCUCCUCCAGAGACUUUAACAGCCAAAUCUCUGUCUGUGCCAAGUGAAGCCCCCAGCUUCUGUAUGCAGCAGAGCCUUCUGGCUAAUGAACAGAACAUUACUUUUGGCCAGAUUGAAAUUGCUGCUUUGUCUCCUUUGCAUAUUGAUAGUGUAGUUCUUGAGGCUGAUGAAUCCCACAGCCCAGUCAUCCAGGAUGAGAAAGGUUCUCUCUGUGCUGCUCCUGCUGGUGGGAAUAACAGCUUCACAGUAGGAGCAGGAGAAAGGGAGAUGGAAGAGAUGAACUGCAGCAAGUUGAUUGAUGCUCUGGAUAUCCAAAGUCCUGCUCACUUCAGACUAGGUGUCUCUUCUGGACGGCAGUCAACUCCAUACAAACCAGGUCUUGAACUCCGAAAUGAGUUUGUUACACCACCUAAAACUGACGCUGUAGUCAGUGUGUUACAUGACGAGAGGGAACUUUCUCCAGAGAUUGGUACCAAAGUCCAAAAACAACCAACCUUUUCACCACACAGUCAGGAGGCUGAAAGGCGUCGUGUGGCAGACCACAUUCAGCACUUCAACAAGCUCACCAUUUAUUCUCCCACAGGCUCCAAGAGCAGUCAGAUCAAGUCACCGCUCAAAUUCCACCGCACCCCUGUGCGUCAGACUGUUCGCAGGAUUAACUCUCUGAUGGGAGAGAGCAGGAAACCUGUUAGAAAUGCAGGUACCAUUGCCAACCAGCGUGGACAAGUAGCAAAGGCUGUGAGUCUAGAGAGUGGCCUUUCUCCAUACCCAAAACUUCAACCUCACCACGGAGAACACGAGGUGCCAUCCAGCCACACAUGCCCUUUAAAGAAGCCCCCUCCAGUGCCUCCAAAAAAGUCAAGCACCAAGUCCUGUGCGCUGGGUGACGUGACCAACAAGGUCCAAUCAAAAACCCAAGUGGACUGCUCAACCAAUGAGCCAUCAGGAGCUCAGAAGCCUCUGCAGCAGCUAGCCGGGAAGGACAUGAACUAUUACAGAGGUUCACCCAGAAACCCUCUCAACCAAGGAAGGCUGCUGUCUGCUACGAAGCCUGUCGAUUUAUAGUGAAUAUCCAUUUGGCCUCUUCUCUCCUUUAACUAUGCAGGUGUCUGCUGAGAGUGAUGUUAAACGUCCUAACCUAUUCAUGUUUUCAGGGUCUUAAAUUAUUGUCAGCUGUCUAGAUGCUGUUUGUGUUAUUUUAGAGCCGUAUUGGGAGAUGUUUGUAUGCCUUACAUUUGUUUUACUUCAGUAAAACCAAUUUAGAAGUUAAGAUGUCAACACAUAUCAGCCUAUAAGAUUACAUGUUGGUGUUUAGUUAGUAGUGUGCAGGCUAAAUUGUGUAAAAUGUGAUUGGUAUGACUGGGAUGUUUUGAUUGAGUCGUUUUAUU